Ctenocephalides felis (cat flea) is the source of this 432-nucleotide messenger RNA. RefSeq lists its product as uncharacterized. Bases 1 to 432 code for a protein of 143 amino acids. The record is from RefSeq and is a predicted model, not a curated record. Lineage: Eukaryota; Metazoa; Arthropoda; Insecta; Siphonaptera; Pulicidae. The transcript has 3 exons.
AUGUCGAAAAAGAAUAGUAUUACAUACAUUAAACCCGAAGAACCUAGUUUUUUGAAAAAACUUAAAGCUCAAAUUGGAUAUAAAGAAGGACCGACUGUCGAAACCAAAAGGGAGGCAUUAGAGUACGACGAUUCUGAGCAAGAUCCAGAUUUUGAUGAAGCACCUCAGGUUGUGGUACUGAAACAAGGAGAUUUAACAGCAGAACAAGCAGCUAUUGAGAAAGAGAGGCUUCAAAAAGAAGAAGAAAAUAAACCGGCCGAUCUGUCUCAAAGAGUAAUUUUUCAAUCAUCCAAAAAGCCGGAUUUGGAAAAGCCAGAAGAAAAGGGGAAGAAAAGGGUCGGUCCGGAGGAAAAGUCGAAAUCGGAUAAGAAGAAACGAAAAUCGGAUAAGAGAACUGUGCCGGUGCUAUCCUUUGACGUCGAUGAGAAUUAA